Vigna umbellata (rice bean) is the source of this 3889-nucleotide messenger RNA. The record is from RefSeq and is a predicted model, not a curated record. Lineage: Eukaryota; Viridiplantae; Streptophyta; Magnoliopsida; Fabales; Fabaceae.
CCAUGAUCCAUAAAUUUGUAAUAAAGCUUUAAAAAAAAAUACACCUCACUCUCAGGCUUCCGUAUCUGUUUCUUUCAGAAUCUUGGGAAAGAGUUUAAGCAAGAAUCAACCGUCUUCCUUUCUCUUUUCUUUUCUUCUCUUCUCCUAAACCCUCGCAACGCUGCGUUCCGUCAUCGCAAAAGGUGUUGAGUAGUUAGGGUUUGAGGGUGAAAAAGAAAGGACAUGGCAUCUUCAGAUGACGAGGGAGAGUCUCAGCCACUAUCUGUGUCAAAUUACUAUUUUGAAGAUUACAAAGAUGUGCCGGUGUGUUUUUCCGUGUUACCAAUUGUGUGGAGUGAGUCAGAGAGUCCAGUUAGCAAGAAAGUACAGGUGUUUUUGCGUGGUUUUGCAGAUAAUGGGCUGCAGAAGAUUUUCAUGCAAGUUGUUGCGUGGAGGUUUGAUCUUUCCUAUGUGAGGCCUGAGAUAUCGGUCUUGUCAAAGGAUGGGAGAUGGAUUAAACUCGAGAAGCCUAGGAAAAGCUACGAGGAAACAAUAAGAUCUAUUUUGAUCACCAUUCACUUCAUGGGUUAUGUGAAGAGGAAUCCUGACUCAUCUGCCAAGUCUGCGUGGGAUAGCUUGAGUAAGAAUAAGGAGUUUAGAUCUUAUGAAGUUAUGCCUUCGCAAAAUGAUAUAUUAAAUCAUAUGACUUUAAUGGGUGAAGCUGCCAAAAGAGAUGCUGGCUUAGCAAAGUCCAAGCUUUUCCUCAUGGUUCGGGAAGAUAAACAUAAGCUGAAGAUUAAGAAACUUUCUGAUGAGGAAGUUAAAGAUUUAGCACGACCUGGAUUUAUAACUGACGAUACUGACAAUGAUUUGAUUGAUGAAAUUGAUGAUGAUUCAGAUGGGGAGGAUGGGUUGUUUGAUUCUGUUUGUGCGAUUUGUGACAAUGGUGGCGAACUUUUGUGUUGUGAUGGAAAGUGCAUGAGGUCAUUUCAUGCUAAUGAGGAGGAUGGUGAAGAAUCUGCUUGUGCCUCUCUUGGUUUUAGCCAGAAGCAAGUUGAUGAUAUCCAGAACUUCUACUGUAAGAAUUGUGAAUAUAAUCAACAUCAGUGCUUUGCAUGUGGUACUCUAGGCUGCUCUGAUAAAUUUUCUGGUGCUGAGGUCUUCAAAUGUGCGUCUGCAACCUGUGGUUUCUUUUAUCAUCCACAAUGUGUUGCAAAGUUACUUCACCGGGUAGUUGAGGAGGCUCCAGAUCCGAAGGAACUUGAGAGAAAUAUUGCUGAAGGAGGAGCUUUUACUUGUCCUACUCAUUACUGUUGUGUCUGUAAAGGAAUGGAAGACAAAAACGAACAUGAUUUUCACUUUGCUGUUUGUAGGCGUUGCCCCAAGUCCUACCAUCGCAAAUGCUUGCCAAGGAAGAUUGCAUUUGAUGACAUAGAGGAUGAAGAUAUUGUAACAAGGGCUUGGGAAGACCUUCUACCCAACAAUCGCAUUCUUAUAUAUUGUUUAAAACAUGAGAUUGAUGAUGAAUUUGGGACUCCUCUAAGGGAUCAUAUAAAGUUUCCCAAUGUAAAAGCUUCUGUUCGAGAAGUUAAUGAUGAGGACAAUGAAAAGCCUGCAAACAAAGAGAGGGUUAUAUUGGACAAGAACAGCACUGUCUCUGAAAGUUUAAUUGACAAAAAGGCUGCUUUGAAAUUUUCUAAUAAACUGUCUGGUAAAGUGUCUUCUGGAAAAGUGGUUGACAAGAAGUCUGAAAAGAUUUCUGGAUCAAAUAUCUCAAGGAAGAAAACAAAUGAGGCAUCAAGAAGGGGUUUGAAUGAAAGUAAGAGGCCAUUAGUCCCAAAGGAAACCAGAAAGUCUGAGGGUGCAGAAAAUAAGUCCUCAUUGGGUGCAAAAUUAUUUGCCUUUUGGCAAAAUGGUUCUGAGCAAAUUAAUUCUGGUAAUAAGGUUAAUAAUGUAGCUAAUAAUUCCCGGCAUGUUAAGCCUACUAAAAAGCUGAGUAGUGCGUUACCCUCAUUAGAUGAAGAUGCAGAGAGGAGAUUGGUGGCUAUGUUUAAAGAAGCUACUUCAUCAGUUACUUUGGAGGAUGUUGUAAAAGAGCACAAUUUUGUUAGUACUCAUACCCACUCAUUGAAAAAUGUUGUGGAGAAAACCAUUACGUUGGGGAAAUUGGAAGGCUCAGUUGAGGCUGUUCGAACAGCUCUAAGGAUGCUAGAGGGUGGGCACAAUGUUCGGGAUGCUGCAGCUGUUUGUGGUCCUGAUGUUCUUAACCAAAUAUUUAAGUGGAAGGAUAAGCUGAAAGUAUAUCUUGCACCUGUUCUAUAUGGUAAUCGGUACACAUCGUUUGGCCGCCAUUUUACACAAGUUGAAAAGCUGGAAGGGGUAUUCUUACUAUACUUUUUCUAUUAUUAUUAUUAUUAUUUUAUUUAUUCUGUUAAAUUCUUUUACCUAUUUAACUAUAUAUAUGUGUGUGUGUGUGGGUAUGUAUAGAGGGUCAAAUAAGUUUUUGGUUCUUUCAGAACUGUGUUGUAUUGAAAUUGGUACAUCCAAUUUUUUUCAGUAUUUUUGAUACACAGCAUUUAGUAAAUUUGCUAAUUUGUUCUUGAUAUUUUGGAUUAAGAGUGUUGACAUGUUAAUUUUGACAGUGUCACGUGAUAGUACAUCUACGAAUAUUUUACUAGGAUGAUUACAUGUCAACACCUAUUAAAAUGUAAUAAAGUUACUCUUAGACCAAAUUAGCUUAUUUAUUAAAUGUUGAGUAUCAUAAACAUUGAAAAAGUUGAGGUACCAAUUUCAACAAGGGUCAAUUUUUGGAGAAACAAAAAACUUAUUUAACCCCUAAAAUUUAUAUUGUAUCUUUUUAAACGUCUUAAUGUGUUGCUGCAUUGUAAUGGCAUAAAAGCUUGCUUUAUCAUCCUUCUUUUUCUUUAGAGAGUAUAACAGGUCUAGUUAAGGACAGACUUUGAUGUGUUACAGAUUUCUAGGUGAGGCUGAUAUCGCAAAAUAAUGGAAUUAGUUAAGCUGAUGUCAUAUUUAGGUAAAACAGAUUAAUGAUAAUUUGAUGCUUGUGAAUUUGGUUAUGAUUGUGGCUUAAAUGUGGUAAAUAGCUUAACAAAGAAACAUCUAUAAUGGUAGCUUACAAUUUUAGUUCAACCACAUCUGCUGGUUUUUGGUCAUAUUAGUUGGGUUUAAUGUCUUGAAUGGUGAUAUGAUAAAUAAUUACAUAUAUGGUCUUAUGGAGGGGCUUGAGGAAAGGAGGGUUGGGGUCAGGUAUGGACCAUUUAUAUAUAGCAAACAUUUCAAUACCACCUUAAAUCUAUUGUUAAAGAAUGAUUUCAUUUAAAAGUCUACAUGGUCCACUUAAAAGCCUGUGUUUGGGACUUGAAGUAAAGGUGAACUGCUCACAUCACUUUCCCAUAAAGUGUUAGACGAGGUUGGUAAGGGCCACGCUAAUGUCAUGAGUUUAGAAGUGACAUUGCACAAGCAUGCUAUUUUUCUACUGCAUUUCUAGUCAAUUGCAAACAUAACUGUUUGGUUCUGAAAUUGUAGUGGAAUCUUGGAGCUCAAUCCCAGAAUUGUUUGAUUGGAGCAGCUAUAGCAUAAUUAAAUAAGUUUUUGAUAUCUCCAAAAUAUUCAGUGUUUUUGAUAUCCAACAUUUAAUAAAUAUGUUAAUUUGGUCAUGAUAGUUAUUCUGGUAGUUUGAAUUAACUAUAUUGACAUACCAAUCUUGAAUGUCACAUGUUAGCGUAAUUGCAAAUAUCUUACUAAAAUUAUUACAUGUUAAAUACCAAAUUCCAGAGUUAGUACCGAUUAAAGAGUAGUAAAGUUACAAGGAGAACCAAAUUAGCAUAUUUAUUAAGUGUUGAGUAUAAAAGUCACUGAAAAUAUUUUGAAGCUACCAAACCAAAAACUU